AUGGCACGCUUAUCCCCAAACCCUUGCACGACCUUAGUUAAGUCACACCAUCGCACUGAUUCCUCCACGAGCCGAAGCAAAAGCAGACUUCCUGCACUAGACCGUUAUGAUGCUACAAGGGUAGACAAAGUGCUACAAAGUGCCUGCACACCUCGUCCUCGGACCGUCCAUGCACCCCAAAGCCGUGCAGCUGCUCUGCUGUCAGCCCCGACCAUUGCGUCCCUCCUGGGCUCCGCACGGGACAGCGGGGAGCCCAGGCUGACGCAGAUCGGUAGGACCUCGGCGAGCGACCGGCCAGGCCCAGCCUCCCUCUCGCGGCCCCCAAACUGCGCCCACGGGCCUCACCGAGCUGACAGUCCCGCCGCCCCUGUCCUCGGCCUCCACGCCGCGCUCCCGCUGGGCCCUCCGGUUGCAGACCGGAAAAAUCCGGCCUCGGCCCUCACAGGAUCUGCGACUCCAAGAGUAGAGCAGAAACUCUAUCUCCCAGAAGUCUUCGCGCAUCUAGGGACCGUCGCGCAAGAAUAUACCUCCUCCCAGCCGCUUGAAGAUGGCGCUCUGAGAGCAAUGGCCGCCCCCAGGCCUGCUCUCACCUUCGUGUUUGUCCUCACUCCCUUUGAGACUAGGGAAUGGGCAUCAGGCCUAGAUCCCGCGAGAGUCCAGGAGGAGGGUGGGAUAGACCAAAGUCUAGGAUGUGGGAGGAAACAGGUAGGGAGAAUCGUGACCUCUGGCCAACUGUCAUUGUGUUCUGAGCGACAGAGUCCUCAGCUUGGCAUCACCAGGCCCUCACCUGGGGUGCUGACGCAUGGGGAGAUCUCAGGACCAGCAGAACCAAGGGCGGAGGCCAACUCCCAGCCUCCUUCCACCAGCCCAAAGAGGAAGAGGAACUUGUCAUCGGAUUCUGAGGAUGACCUGGCAGAGCUUCUAGACCCUGAGCCUGAGCCGGUGUGGUCUGUGGAGACACUGUGUGGGCUCAGGAUGACGCUGAGGAGGAGGCCCGCAUCUAUGGUGAGGCCUGAACACCACAAGGUCUUCACCAGGCUGCUGGAGGAUCCUGUGGUGAAAAAAUUCCUGGCCUGGGACAAGACGCUGAGAGUGUCUGAUAAGUACCUCCUGUCUAUGGUCAUAGCUUAUUUCAGCCGCGCUGGGCUCUUCUCCUGGCAGUAUAGGCCAAUCCACUUCUUCCUGGCUCUGUACCUGGCCAAUGACAUGGAGGAGGACAACCAGGUCCCUAAACAAGAUAUUUUUUACUUCCUCUACGGCAAGAGCUAUGCCCAGCGCCCCAUGUUCCACAAACUGCGAUUCCAGUUCAUUCGGUCCAUGGGCUGGAGGAUCUGGGUGUCCCGGGAGGAGUGUGAAGAGAUCCAGGCUUAUAAUCCAGAGCUCUGGGUGUGGGUACGAGAUCGCACCAACCUAUAUUAGAACUCUAGGACCAUGGAGGCCUGAGACAUUGACCUGACAUAGAUCCCUGUGCCCGAGGGAGACACUCUAUGCCAACAUUAAGAACCGCUGGGAGAAAUGAGAGAGGACACCUUCCACAGGAACUAGAAGAACCCAGACUCUUCUAGAAGGAUGGAAUGGAAUCAUCACACCGUGCUCCUGAGCGGGAACACGUGUAGGGGCUCUGGUGGGGAAGCCAGACACCAGGAUUCCUCCAGGGCCCACUCCACUCAGCGACACUGUCUAAAUGUCAUCCGGAUGUCCCCAGUCCCGUCUCCUCAAGGCAGCAGCCCUGUGGUUUCCUAUAACUGGUCUCCACAGGCUCGGGCCAUUUGAAGGAGGCUCCUCAGGGCUCAGACGAGAAGGGAAAUAUCUUCAAACUAUAGCAUUUGAGCCAUAUAUUUGUAAUAAAAACUUUAAUAUAUUUCAUAUUUUAUUGGAAUCUGCGAUGUUCAUCAUAGAAUUAUUUAUUUUGAAUAGCUUUGAUAUAUUGUAGAUUUGAUAUUGUACAGUUCUCCCAGUUUUGUGAUGGGUGUUAUAACUUUCAUAUGUGUAAAUAGUUUCGCUCCUAGAGAAGAUUUGGUUUUUAUAUAUUCAUUUUGUUUUGUUUUGAGACAGAGCCUCACUAUGUAUCCCUGCCUGGCCUUGAACUUGCUUCAUGGUCCAGGUUGGCUUCAGACUCACAGAGAUCUCCUGCCUCUGCCUCAACAGCGCUGGG
Messenger RNA from Alexandromys fortis (reed vole), 2155 nucleotides. Its product is annotated as speedy protein E4A-like. Lineage: Eukaryota; Metazoa; Chordata; Mammalia; Rodentia; Cricetidae. Gene Ontology annotation, molecular function: protein kinase binding. The record is from RefSeq and is a predicted model, not a curated record. Gene Ontology annotation, biological process: positive regulation of cyclin-dependent protein serine/threonine kinase activity.